Messenger RNA from Beta vulgaris subsp. vulgaris (sugar beet), 4470 nucleotides. RefSeq names its product topless-related protein 4. Bases 373 to 3780 code for a protein of 1135 amino acids. Gene Ontology annotation, biological process: regulation of DNA-templated transcription. Lineage: Eukaryota; Viridiplantae; Streptophyta; Magnoliopsida; Caryophyllales; Amaranthaceae. The transcript has 26 exons. Gene Ontology annotation, molecular function: protein binding. The record is from RefSeq and is a predicted model, not a curated record.
UCCUGUUUUUUGUUCUAUAAAUGCUUCGUUUUUUCUUCUCUGACCCCCAGAAACUCCAUCUGAGGAGAGAGAAAGCUCAGAAAAAACCGUAGAGAGAGAAAGAGAAAGAGAAGGAGAAGAAGAGAGAGAAAGUGGAGGAAAGUGAGAGAAAGAGAUAGAGAGAGAAACAAGAGUUUUUUUUCUCUCUCCUCUUUUUUUUUUUUUUUCUUCUUUUACUAUUAAGUGAAAGAAAAUAUACCUUCUGAUCUGCUUCUUCAAGUUAGGGAUUUCGCGAUUUUUCUGACAUCGAUCUGAGAUUCGGUGCUGAAAUUUGGAGGAAGAAGUUUUUUUUUUCGAUUUUUCUUUAAAAUUAAAAUUGUAGAAAUUGAAGAGAUGACGUCGUUAAGCAGAGAGCUUGUUUUUCUCAUACUUCAGUUUCUCGAGGAGGAGAAAUUUAAGGAUAGUGUUCACAGAUUGGAGCAAGAAUCAGGGUUCUAUUUUAACAUGAGGUACUUUGAGGAAUUAGUGACUGGUGGAGAGUGGGAUGAGGCGGAGAAGUACUUGUCUGGUUUUACAAAAGUUGAUGAUAAUAGAUACUCCAUGAAGAUAUUUUUUGAAAUCAGGAAACAGAAGUACCUUGAGGCCUUGGAUAGGCGAGAUCGUGCAAAAGCUGUAGAAAUUCUUGUAAAGGAUUUAAAGGUAUUCUCAGCUUUCAACGAAGAGCUCUUCAAGGAAAUUACGCUUCUAUUGACCCUGGAUAAUUUUAGAGAAAAUGAGCAGCUAUCAAAAUAUGGAGAUACUAAGUCAGCUAGAAGCAUAAUGCUUGCUGAACUAAAGAAGCUGAUUGAGGCUAACCCAUUGUUCCGUGAUAAACUACAAUUUCCAACGUUGAGGAACUCAAGAUUAAGAACUCUUAUAAAUCAGAGUUUAAAUUGGCAACAUCAGCUAUGCAAGAAUCCCAAGCCUAAUCCUGACAUAAAGACACUUUUUGUAGACCACACAUGUGGACCCCCUAAUGGUGCACGUGCACCGUCCCCUGUGACCAAUCCAUUGAUGAAUGCUUCUCCCGUGCCAAAGGCAGGAGCUUUUCCUCCACUUGGAGCUCAUGGACCCUUUCAGGCUGCUCCAGCUCCUCUCCCAACAUCACUUGCUGGGUGGAUGAAUCCAUCUCCUGUACCCCACCCUGCUGUUUCAGCUGGACCCAUGGGCUUAGGCGUCCCUAACAAUCCAGCUGCUAUCGUAAAGCGUCCAAGGAGUCCUCCUAAUAACAAUGCAGCUAUGGAUUAUCAAACAGCAGAUUCUGAGCAUGUGUUGAAAAGACCGAGACCUUUUGGAGCACCUGAAGAAGUCAAUAAUCAGCCUGUCAACAUUCUUCCUGUCGCAUACAACAACCAAAGCCAUGGUCAAAGCUCAUAUUCUUCUCUUGACUUACCCAGGGACGUUGUUAUGAGUUUGAGCCAAGGUUCUACUGUCAAGAGUCUUGACUUCCAUCCAUCACAGCAAAUAUUGCUUCUAGUGGGGACAAACAUGGGUGAUGUCAUGGUAUGGGAAUUGGUUAGCAGGGAAAGGAUUGCUUACAGGAAUUUUAAGGUUUGGGAACUAGGUGCAUGUUCUAUGCCUCUGCAGGCUUCUUUAGCCAGUGAUUACUCUGCAUCCAUUAAUCGUGUCACGUGGAGUCCUGAUGGAAAUCUUUUUGGUGUUGCAUACUCGAAACACAUUGUGCAUAUAUACUCCUAUCAUGGCCCCAAUGAUCUAAGAAACCAUUUAGAGAUUGAGGCUCAUGUUGGCAGCGUUAAUGAUCUUUCCUUCUCUUAUCCUAACAAGCAACUGUCCAUUGUUACAUGUGGCGAGGACAGGCUCAUUAAGGUGUGGGAUGCUGUCACUGGGGCCAAGCAGUAUACUUUCGAGGGUCAUGAAUCACCUGUGUAUUCCGUAUGUCCACAUCACAAGGAGAAUAUCCAGUUCAUUUUCUCUACUGCAACGGAUGGUAAAAUCAAAGCAUGGUUGUAUGACAAUGUGGGAUCAAGAGUGGAUUAUGAUGCGCCAGGGCACUCAUCAACCAGGAUGGCAUAUAGCGCAGAUGGGUCAAGGUUGUUCUCAUGUGGGACCAACAAAGAAGGCGAAUCCUUCCUUGUGGAAUGGAAUGAAAGUGAAGGAACUGUCAAGCGUACAUACCUUAGCCUUGGAAAGCGGUCUGUCGGAGUUGUGCAUUUUGAUACUACCAAAAACAGGUUCCUUGCUGCUGGGGAUGAGUUUACAGUUAAAUUUUGGGAUAUGGAUAGUGUUAACCUUAUAACUACAACAGAUGCUGGUGGUGGGUUGCCGGCUUCUCCUUGUAUUCGGUUUAACAAGGAAGGGACAUUAAUGGCUGUAUCAACCAGUGACAAUGGUGUGAAAAUUAUAGCUAAUACAGAUGGGAUCAGGCUGCUGCGUGCUGUGGAGAAUCGCCCAUUCGAUACUUCUGGUUCCGCUUCUGCUGCAAUUGUCAAGGGUCCAACAAUGGGUGUAUUUCCUGCUGCUAAUGCUGCUGUAGGAGCCAGUAUUGCUGAUAGAACAGCUGCUGUGCCGGCCAUGGUUGCUAUGAAUGUUGAUAACCGAAGCCUAGUAGACGUGAAACCAAAAUUCCCUGAUGAGUCUGCAGACAAAUCAAAAAUCUGGAAGAUGACUGAAAUCAAUGAAUCUUCACAGUGCCGAUCACUGAGACUUCCUGAUACUAUAUCAGCAAUGAGGGUCUCAAGGUUGAUUUAUACAAAUUCAGGUUUUGCCAUAUUGGCACUAGCGUCAAAUGCUGUACACAAACUGUGGAAAUGGCCUAGGAAUGACAGAAAUAUGACUGGCAAGGCGACUGCAAGUAUUCCACCCCAACUAUGGCAACCUUCAAGUGGGAUAUUGAUGACGAAUGAUUUGAGUGACACAAAUCCUGAAGAUGCAGUUUCUUGCUUUGCACUUUCAAAGAAUGAUUCUUAUGUUAUGUCAGCUUCAGGGGGAAAAAUCUCCUUGUUUAACAUGAUGACUUUCAAGACAAUGACGACAUUCAUGCCCCCACCACCUGCAGCGACAUUUUUGGCUUUCCAUCCUCAAGACAACAAUAUAAUUGCAAUUGGCAUGGAAGAUUCAUCCAUUCAAAUAUACAAUGUUCGAGUUGACGAGGUUAAGACUAAACUCAAAGGACAUCAGAAGAGGAUCACUGGCCUGGCAUUCUCCAACGUCCAAAAUGUGCUUGUAUCUUCAGGAGCUGAUUCUCAGCUGUGUGUUUGGAGCAUGGAUGCCUGGGAAAAAUUGGCACAUAAAUCAUUACAAAUCCCUAGUGGUCGAUCUGUGAAUCAUCUUGCAGAUACACGUGUUCAAUUUCAUCAAGAUCAGACACAUUUGUUGGCUGUGCAUGAAACACAGAUAGCUAUAUAUGAGGCUCCAAAGCUUGAAUGUCUGAAACAGUGGUUUGCUCCAGAAGCAAGAGGCCCAAUCACGCAUGCCACGUACUCCUGUGAUAGCCAGUCAAUAUACGUUAGCUUUGAAGAUGGGAGUGUCAGCAUUCUUACUGCUUCAAAUCUUAGACUGAGAUGUCGAAUUAACCCCAACGCCUACUUGCCUCCCAAUCCGAGUAUGAGAGUGUACCCACUCUGCAUCGCAGCACAUCCUUCAGAAGCCAAUCAAUUUGCAUUAGGACUUACUGAUGGUGGUGUUUGUGUGCUUGAGCCGCAAGAAUCAGAUGGGCAAUGGGGCACACCACCUCCUGCUGAAAAUGGUGCUGGAACUAGCAAUGCUUCUGGAGCAGCAGGGACAGAUCAACCUCAAAGAUGAUCACUUUUCGUGUCCUUUGUUAAUGAUAAAGGCUAAAUGGAGAACUUGUUCUCCACCAGACAAAGAGGAGGAGGUAAUUUAACCAAAAAUUCCCUUUCCUUGUUCGGUGGAGAAGAGUUCUUCAAAUAUAUUUGUACAGUCAACUUGCUCCUGGUUUCGCCGCACUUUUUUUUUCCACAGGGAAGCUGCAGGAUCCAGGUAUUACCGUCUUAGAUUCGCCAAUUAGCCCGCCUUUCCGAAUUUGGAGAUCUUACUCUCAUGGAUGAACCACAGAAAUCGGAUACCUUCCUCCUUUCAUAGACAAGUAGUGAUUAACGCUGUUAGAAGUCGCCUUGAAUCAGAUUAGUAGUGUUUGGGUUGAGGAGGGAAGGAUGGAUUGGUCAUGGACCAGAUCCGUAUGACUAACCCCAUAUGUUUUCUUUGAUUUUGGAGCACCUCAGGAAGGAAAAUUUUUUUUCUUUUAAAAAUUUAAUUAGAAGAAACUUGAUUAGUUUUAUGAGAUUAGCGUUUUUUUAGUCAGUUAAGAAUACUGUUAGCACCAUUAUAGUUUGUUGAAUCCAGUAUUGUAUUGCACCGUAGUUUGUUAAAAGUACCCUAGAUCUGUAUUUCACAUUGAUCUAAUACUUAAAAAGUUGUUUCGAGUCCCUUUGUAUAUUGUGAUUCAUUAUUUAAUUGACAUACUUUUGUUCA